Bipolaris sorokiniana ND90Pr is the source of this 838-nucleotide messenger RNA. RefSeq lists its product as uncharacterized. The coding region runs from base 39 to 740 and encodes 233 amino acids. NCBI's taxonomy places the organism in Eukaryota, Fungi, Ascomycota, Dothideomycetes, Pleosporales, Pleosporaceae. The record is from RefSeq and is a predicted model, not a curated record. The transcript has a single exon.
AGUGGCAGCGGAGGUGGUGGCAUCGACGUUGAGCCCCCAUGGCGGGCUUCUGGUUACCAGUUACAUGUGCGGGCGGAUGGGAGGCCUUGGGCGGGCCGCAUUGGGAGUGCCGAGGCGGGAUGCUUUUUGGGUUGGCGCGGAGGAGAGAGCAUGGCGAUGCGGUUGCCAGGACAAAAAGGCGCCUCACUGGGCAGCGUGAGCGGCAGUGCAUCAACCAUGACAUCUCAUCACAUGGGAUGGCGGUCCAGAGCACAUUCGGCAGACAGCGUGUUUCAGGGCAGGGCGGGCAGUGGUUGUGCGUCUGCGGCUGGCAACCAUGUUUGUGCUGGUCGCACGAGGCGCGAAUAGCCUCACCAGACAGGCCUCGUGUGUAUGGAUGCUUGGUCUACACAUACGCUCGUGACAUGCGGCCGUUCACCGUAACAACACGACGGACAGGAUACAGACAGAAACACACAGGCACAUUCACAGUAGCGUUGCUGUUGUUGCAUCCAGGGGCUUCCUUUUUUUUUCUCAAUGGUCGAAUUACGUGGCCUGGCCCCUCAUCUCCGAAGAUGGCAAUCCAAUCCAAUCCGUCCAUAGAUGCGGCCAUGGUAUUAUCAGACACGGGGGAUGUGCAUGCCAGGCACGGCGCAUGCAAACAGGUGCUUUUUCGACGUGUCGUGCACAAGGCACUGCCACGACACAGCAUCGCGGCCGUGACUGCUCCCCUACUCUGCUGCAGACUACAAAAGAUGUAGUCUCCAGCGUUCAGCGCGCCGUUGAGCCACCAUGCAAUUCCUUCCUACACAUGGACAAGGGCACGCAACCAGGCAACCCCCAGGAACCUCAGUGCCAG